This is a messenger RNA of Suncus etruscus (white-toothed pygmy shrew), 1779 nucleotides long. RefSeq names its product NXPE family member 3-like. The transcript is spliced from 4 exons. Bases 119 to 1765 code for a protein of 548 amino acids. The record is from RefSeq and is a predicted model, not a curated record. NCBI's taxonomy places the organism in Eukaryota, Metazoa, Chordata, Mammalia, Eulipotyphla, Soricidae.
AAUUUUAAAGUGGGUUCUCUUGUAUCUGGUUUCUUUUGCUUACCUUAAGUCAAGCUGCUCAGUAACAGCCUGACAAGACUUUGAAGUCUGACUUGGCAGUGGGGUCUGGCUUUGGUGAAUGGAAAUCUCCAUCACCAGAAGAAAUGAGAGAAACAUAAGCCACUGUGAGCUUCCUGUUCUCUACCUACAGAUGUUCUGUUUAAAGAUUUACUGGCCAGAUGUCACCACCUUCGGCCUCCCUGAAAUCCUCCCAGCAUAUAGAGCUGCUUCUACGUCCCUCAGACUCCCUCUACUCAACCUGACCUCAGAGCUUGUCAAUCUGACCUCUCUUCUCUACUGGCCUCCUACUCCGGGCGAUCCGAGGGAUUUUCUGGCCUCUACUAGCCCCCAGACCUCCACUUACCACCUGAGAAACCGUGCUAAGGACAGCUAUGCCAUGGGCGGCUUCCUGGAGGUCAUCCUGGUAGCCAGAGACCACAAGGGCCGGCCCAAACACUAUGGUGGGGACUUGUUCCGGGCUCAGCUGUUGGGUCCAGACUUGAAGGCAGCAGCCCCGGGGGAAGUUGAGGACCUGAAGAAUGGGGUUUACCUGCUGACCUUCCCCCUGCUCUGGGCUGGCCAGGCCUCCGUGCACGUGCGGCUGAUUCACUCCAGCGAGGCUGUGGGAGUUCUACGGAGAGUCUGGAGGGAGAAAAGGGCCACUGUGGACUUCAAAGGCUAUUUCCGUGGACUGUCGGGACACGAAGAGGUUGUGACUUGCAACGUGGACCCCCAAUCGACUAACGCAAAGGGGCCUGUGUGCCAGUACACAGAUGUGGACACGGGGGAGCCCUGGUUUUGUGCCCGUCCCCCAACUCUGCCUUGCGAUGCUUUAGUUGGACAUUCUUCUGGGAGUUACUGGACUGUGACCACACCACAGGAAAAUGCCCUUCUGGACUGGAAAGUGACAGACAAAGUGCUUCCUCAAGGCGUGCACCCCAUCCGGGUCAGAGAAACUGACAGAGACAAGAGCAGCAGGGUUCUGGCCCCACGUCAUCGUUGUCUCCCGGGACUCCCAGCUUCCAAGCCUGCUGGCUUCUACUAUAAAGAUGUGUGGUACUCGUUGUCCUGCUCCAGCCACUCCUUCUCCUCUGCCGACAGCAUCCUGGGCUGCCUGGCCGGCCAUGAGGUGCACAUGAUAGGGGAUUCAACGCUGCGCCAGUGGUGGGAGUAUCUGCGGGACACAGUGCCCUCCUUGAAGCCGGUGGAUCUUCAUGUCACCUACCAGACGGGGCCCCUGAUGGCAGUGGACGCGGCGAGGGCCAUCGUGCUGCACUGGCGGGCUCACAAGUGGCCUCUUCGCUCUCUACGCACCCCUGUAGCCUCCCUGCACUCGGUGGCCCGGGAGCUGGGGGGCCUGGCAGGCGGACCCCACACUGUGGUGGUGCUGGGCUUGGGCGCCCAUUUCACCACCUUCUCACCGUCCAUCUUCACACGGCGCCUGGAGGGGAUCAGGGCGGCCGUGGUUGCACUGCUGGCACGGGAGCCCAGCACACUGGUGGUCAUCAAACUGGCCAACACAGGCUACAAGUCUGUGUACGGCAGUGACUGGUUCACGCUGCUGCUGAACCGACUCCUGCGCACUGCCUUCCGCCACCUUCCUGUGGCCUUCGUGGACGCCUGGGCCAUGACUUCCAGUCUGGCUCUGCCCGAUAACAUCCACCCAGACAAGCUCAUUGUGCGUAAUGAGGUGGACAUGCUUCUGUCCUUCAUCUGCCCGUCCUAGGGCAGCAGCCACCA